UGUGAUUGUGAUUUUUAUGGUUCCAGGAAAUAUUUAACACUUUGUGGAUUUGGUGGUAUUCUUAGUUGCGGACUUACACAUACAGCAAUUGUUCCUCUUGAUUUGGUGAAAUGCAGAAUUCAGGUUGACCCUACGAAAUACAAGAGUACAGUAAAUGGUUUCCGUGUAACUUUAGCGGAGGAAGGAGUGCGUGCACUAGGUAAAGGAUGGGCACCAACCUUUGUCGGCUACUCCAUGCAGGGACUGUGCAAGUUCGGUCUUUAUGAAGUUUUCAAGAUCCAGUACAGCAAUUUGGUUGGAGAGGAAAAUUCGUACCUUUAUAGAACUUCAUUAUACUUGGCUGCCAGCGCGAGUGCUGAGUUCUUUGCUGAUAUUGCACUGGCACCAAUGGAAGCAGUGAAGGUCAAGAUCCAAACAUCCCCAGGCUGGGCUGGCACGUUAAGGGAAGGAGUUCCAAAAAUGAUGCAAUCAGAAGGAAUUAGAGGGUUUUACAAGGGCCUUCCACCAUUGUGGCUUCGACAAAUCCCGUACACUAUGAUGAAGUUUGCAUGCUUUGAGCGUACUGUAGAGGCCCUGUACAAGUAUGUGGUACCAAAACCAAGAGCAGAAUGCAGCAAACCAGAGCAGCUUGUUGUCACCUUUGUUGCUGGCUACAUUGCUGGUGUGUUCUGUGCUAUUGUGUCGCAUCCUGCUGACUCGGUUGUAUCCAAAUUGAACAAGGAGGUUGGUAGCACUCCACUGCAAGCAGCAAAGGAUCUUGGAAUGGCCGGUUUAUGGAAGGGCUUGACGCCACGUAUCAUCAUGAUUGGUACUCUCACCGCCUUGCAAUGGUUCAUCUACGACUCCGUGAAGGUCUACUUCAGGAUGCCACGCCCACCUCCACCAGAGAUGCCAGAAAGCCUGAAGAGAAAACUAGCUGCUAAGGAGUCACAAUAAAUUUACCACUCAGGAUGAUAAAAAUUUGAAAUAUGGAUUAGUAAUGGGGAAUAAAGCAGAGUUUUCAUCUAAUAUAUAUUAAAAUAAUUCUUCAUCAAAGUAGUUAUUUAAAAACUAAAGAAUUUAAUUAUUGGUAUAAAUUAAUGUUAAAAGCAUUGAUUAAUUAUUGCUGUCUUUACAUACUCACACUAUGUUUUUUCUCUGUGGCUCAUUUGUUUGUGAACGUUCCUAUGACAAAUUCAGAUACGACUUAGGACUCGCUUUUACAUACAGAAUAUGUCUUCUCUGUGGCUAAUUUUUUGUGAAUGUUCUUAUGACAAAUUCAGAUACGACUUCAAAGACUAUCACUUUAUAUUAAAGUAGCCGUUGUAGAAGCAACCUUACCUUUUACAUGAAUGCCAAAAGGUGACAAAUACUGUGUUGUUGUGCAUAGAUUUUUAUUUGCAACACUAAUUCCUUCUGUAUCAAAACUUAUAAUAAUUAUUCACUUUGUACUAUUGGCAUAUUUAGAUAUCUUUAUUCUUAUUAUUAUCUCAAUAUCUUGUUCAGUAUUUGCUGUGUUUGUCAUAUUUGGUCACAAUCUACCCGAUGAAAUAAAUUGAAUGUUUAAAUAUCUGCAGUGAACUGUUGGAUUAUUGGUGAGUCAUAAUUCCUGGAAUAAAUAAUUAUCAGAUGUCAUGA
Anneissia japonica is the source of this 1617-nucleotide messenger RNA. Its product is annotated as phosphate carrier protein, mitochondrial-like. The transcript has 6 exons. The record is from RefSeq and is a predicted model, not a curated record. NCBI's taxonomy places the organism in Eukaryota, Metazoa, Echinodermata, Crinoidea, Comatulida, Comatulidae. Gene Ontology annotation, biological process: mitochondrial phosphate ion transmembrane transport. The annotation marks the transcript as partial. Gene Ontology annotation, molecular function: phosphate transmembrane transporter activity. Gene Ontology annotation, cellular component: mitochondrial inner membrane.